AAAGUCAGCCCCACCCUCUAUAAGGGCGUGCAUGGAAGGUGUGACUAGUCUAACAAAUGGAGGCAUUUACACCAGAAAAUGUGGCCGGAGGGGCAGAGUCUCCUUCAGCUGUAAAGCUAGCAGAGGCGGCUAGGCUCAAAGACAAAGGUGCUGCUCAUUUUAAGGAAGGAGAAUGGAAAGAAGCAGCUAAAUGUUAUCACCAUGGCUUGAUGUACACUAAAGGUGUACUCAGUUACCAGCUCCUUGAUCCAAUGAUGGGAAUGCUAGCUUCUAAUAUAAGCACUGUACAACAAGUUCCACCAACUGAGGAUGAGAAAAAAGAUGCAACAGCAUUGAACAUUAUAUUAUUAAACAACAUUGCAGUUUGCAUGUUAAAGCUCAAGAAAUGGAAUAAUGUCAUCAAGCAUUGCUCUGAAGUAUUAGUUCAUGACCAGACUAACACCAAAGCACUGUAUAGAAGAGGCGUGGCUUAUAUGGAGACUGGACAAUUAGAUGAAAGUGAAAGUGACCUGAAAACUGCACUGCAGCUUGAUCCAACUGACGCUGGGAUUAAGAAACAGUUGGCUGAAUUGCAAGAAAGGCUAAAAAUUUACUGGAAGAAUGAACAGCAGAAAUACCAGGGUUUAUUUGAAAAAUAGUUUUAUUAAUAAUUUUAUGUAUAAUUAAUGAUAACUAAUCAAUGAUACCGGAGCCACACCCAAACAAAAUGUCUUUGCUGCUCUUCCCUGCGUGCAGUGUUCUUGUGCUGAUACUUGCAAUUUCAGGAAGAGGCCAUGCUCUAAAUUGCUCUUGUAAAAACCAGACGUGUCCAGAUGUAUCUACCUGUCCUUACGGCCUAGUUGAAGACUUCCCUUGCUUUUGCUGUGAUGCGGUCUGCGGCCAAGGUCCAUGGGAGGUAUGCGGGGGAUCUUUGGGGAUUUGUGUCCAGGGAUAUUAUUGUGGAGGGCUGGCAAGAAGUAGUGCAUCAGUUUCUAAAUACAUGUUUUUGAAUAAAAAUACUCACUGUCUAAAAGGCACACAAGUGGAGCAGUAUUUAGCACAGCCAUCGCCACCAAUCCAGCCUUCACCAACACCAACAAUACCAGUCAAGUGCCGUGCUUCAUGCAAUCUUGAAUUCUGCAAUGAAGGAGCCGAAUAUCAGUCAAACAAAUUCUGUUCUGCUAAUGAAACUGCUUUUGAGAGAAUCCCUGAAAGGGAGCCUUGUCAGCAUACAACAUGUGAAGCAUGUCGAUUUAAAGUGAGUCCUGAGUGUCCUCCUUGUCCAGUUCCUGUGAAAAAGAGAUGCCUGCGUCACUUUGAAAUGUGCUUGAAGGAACACUAUGCAAGAGAUGACAUUAUUUUGGAAUUAACGGAUCCAAGAGCUUUGAAUUCCACCGGAACUAUUAUCUGUCAUGUUUCCAAUGUUAGAGAAGGUGAAGAUGAAACCAGGAAUGAAUGAGGAAAAUGGGAGGUGGCUAACUGAUCAAUAUUACUUUGUUUAUCUCAUUUAGUCUCUUAGUAUUUUAGUAAAUGUUAUUUUUCUAUCUAAUGCUGAUUUGAUUAUUCAUGAUCUGAUUAAUUAAUUUUAUAACUUUCAAUAAACCAAAGAACCUAAGAUGGUGCAUUUGUUGAUAAUCUUCUUUGCAGCUCUCCCUCAUAUUGGAGCAUCCACUCCCUUUCUAGUUGAGAAAUGGGCUGGUUGUGAGUUUCUUCCAGCUUGCAAUAGAUCCCUUUGUCCACCUCUCAAUGCUCCAGACUGUGAGUUUGGCAGUAGCCUGGAUUUAUGCAACUGCUGUCAUGUCUGCUAUCUGGCUCCAGGAGAUCUUUGUAUCGAUGCUACAAGGAGUGCGAAGGAUUCUAAUCUACGAAAAGAUUCUACCACUAUUGCUGCUGGUACAUCUCUGUCUAAAUGUAGUCCAGGCACUGUCUGCUCAGUCAGCAGUGACAAUCACCUGUUCACUUGUAGAUACAGAACUUACAGAAGUGACUUCAUACAACCCUCAAGAGCUUAUACUGACAAUGAACAGACUCCAAAUCCUUAUUUCUUGCCUCAUAAGUACAAGCGACAUGCAGACCUUACACAAUCACCUUCAGAAAGCCUGACUCAUUCAGAAGACCUUGCUCCUUCUCCUUCAUCUACUCCAGUGACUGGAGGAGGAAUGCAAAUCUGUCAUUCGUGUGAUGGUGUUGAGUGCAAAUAUGCUGAGCCAGUCUCUGAAGAAGACUGUGAGUUUGGGCUAGUACCACAAGGUACCCCAUCCUGUUGUUCACAGUACGAGUGUGCUAAGGGUCCUUAUGAAACCUGUGGGGGCUUAUGGGGAGAAGAAGGUAUUUGCUCUCAGGGCCAUGAAUGCUUUGUUUGGUUUCCGUAUGGUCUGUCAUAUGAUCACUUCAUUACUAAGCCUGGACGUUGUUUAUCAGUUAAUCAGGUAAAUCAAGCAAGUAACUUGAGUGCUUUAGAUUCUUGGACUUUUUCGGCCUUCAAGCCGUUCAAGGAAUUUCAUACAGCCCAUAAACCACUGAAGUGCAAGCCUUUGUGUAGCCUUCAGUUCUGUAAAGAUGGAAGGAACAAAUACUGCUCAGCAAGAGGGUCUAUAGCUUUAAAUAUAGUGGAAGAAAGGGGUCCAUGCCAACACACAACUUGCUUGGCAUGUCAUUUCUGGGUUACUCCUUCACCGUGUCCCUCUUGUCCUUCCCCAGUCACUAGACGAUGCAUGGGGAAAUAUUUUCGCUGCAUUCAUAAGUUUUAUCUUAAAAAUGAUGUUAUUAUGAAUUUAACUGAUCCCAGGGUUUACAAUACUAACGGCCGUAUAUAUUGUGAUGUGCCGGAACUAACUGUGGUAAUGUAAAAGCUGUACUGAGGAAAGGACUGAUGCUAUAAAGUCUCAUUUAUAAUUUGACAAUAAUGAUUAAAACCAUGUUAAACAUAUAUUGCGGUCUUUUGACCACGCCCAAUCACGCUAAUAAUUAAUAACGGCUCUCGUGCAACCGCUCUAGCCAUUUUCUUCUCUUUUUGAUCUGUUUUGACUCAGCAAAUAUGAAUCUUGCGAAAUACUUUUUGUUGAAAGCUACAAUAGUCAUCUUAUUCUCAUCAGCAGCUAAUUCCCUCGGCUGUCCUUGCAACCCAGCAUUCUGCCAGCCCCCACAAGGCUGCCAAUAUGGUGAGGUCCCUGAUGUGUGUGCUUGCUGCAUGGAGUGUGCUAAAGGACCAGGGGAAACAUGCGGUGGAACAUGGGGCGAGCUGGGAACUUGUGGCAAUGGAACUCAGUGUAUGGUGACUGUCCCGUUUGGAUCAAGCUAUAGCACUUAUAAAUAUACUCCAGGAACAUGUGUUUCAACAGAACCAGAUGAAGUUACAGCUUGCAGCCCUCAGCCUAGUCCAUCUGCUUCAGACGAAAUGUUAUCUCCAUCUCCAUCUCUGGUCUCCACUACUCCAACUCCAACUCCGAAAAUCAAAAAGAAAGACAGGUGUCGUGUUAACUGCAGUGUUUCGUUCUGCCAUGAUGGAAAAAACAAAUUCUGUUCCGCAAUAAUAUCUGGAGUUGAUCUUGUUGAUGGGAGGCAUCCUUGCCAGCACACAACAUGCAGAGCCUGUCAUUUAAUUGUUACUCCUUCUUGUCCAAAAUGCCCCGAACCAGUCAACAAGCGUUGCUUGCGUCAUUAUUUCCUUUGCAUUGAGCAGCACUUCCAGAGAAACGACACCAUUUUGGCACUUCAUGAUCCUAAGGCAAUGACUGCAGUUGGAAAAAUUAAUUGUUACAUUCCUGAACUUCUUCAGCCGAUUGAUGAGAAUGAAAGUGGAGAUUCAUCGUCCAGUUAAAUGGUUCUCUUUCUCCACCUCCUCUCCCUCUCUCUUGCAAAUCUAUUGACAAAAUAAUAUUGGUAUUUCUUUUUAACUAUUUCCCUUUCUUACUUGUACAUGCAUGUGCCUCUUUCUUGCUCUUUUUUGAUUUCUACAAUCACUUAUAUCACUGAAUCAUCAAACAAAUGAACAUGUCCACAUUUUUUUGUUAUUAAUUAUGAUAGAUCUAUCCCGUUUAAUUCUGAAAUUACAGUACAGCUUACUCUUGCUCA
Molecule: messenger RNA, 4053 nt
Organism: Amphimedon queenslandica
Lineage: Eukaryota; Metazoa; Porifera; Demospongiae; Haplosclerida; Niphatidae
Exons: 15
Coding region: 1596-2828 (410 amino acids)
Source: RefSeq, a predicted model, not a curated record